This is a messenger RNA of Athene cunicularia (burrowing owl), 3213 nucleotides long. Its product is annotated as p53 apoptosis effector related to PMP-22-like. The coding region runs from base 392 to 982 and encodes 196 amino acids. Gene Ontology annotation, cellular component: membrane; cell-cell junction. Gene Ontology annotation, biological process: cell-cell adhesion. NCBI's taxonomy places the organism in Eukaryota, Metazoa, Chordata, Aves, Strigiformes, Strigidae. The record is from RefSeq and is a predicted model, not a curated record. The transcript has 3 exons.
CGUUUUGAGGCCACGAUGGAGAAGCGGGUCCGGCCGCGGGGAGAGUGGCAGUCAGCAAGGGGUUAAGUGCCAGUAUGAGUGAGGGGAGGACGAGCGAUGGGACCGAGGGUCGCGGGUCUGGCGGGGAGCCGGGACCAGGGCGAGAGAGAGGAGCGGGGCCAAGCCCGGCCCAGCCCAGCCCAGCCCAGCCCAGCCCAACGCUCCCUCCUCUCCUCCCCGCCGGCCCCACCGGUCGGGGCCGCCGCCAGGCUUAGUCAGAGGAAUGUGGGUGGGACUCCCUCCUCCCCCGGCGCCUUAAAAACCCGCUCGGACCCAGCCGCACGCAGUCUCCUGUCCCGGCGGCCCGUCCCCGCCACACCCCACUCGUGACGCUCGGUCUCGCCGGGCAAGGAUGGUGGUGUGCGGCCUCGCGUGUUGGAGGUGCAGGUGGCUCCUGCCCCUGCUGCUGGGCCUGGCCAUCAUCAUGGGCAUCAUCGCCCUGGCGGGCCGGGGGUGGCUGGAGUCGGAGUCGGAGCCCUACGUGCAGCAAGCAUCCCUGUGGGAGAGCUGCACGCGGGGCGAGGCGGACCUCAACUGGAACUGCGAGUCCCUCAUGGACUACGGGUGGGGGAGAGCAGCAGCUGCCACAUACCUUGUUGGCUUUGUGAUCCUGGUCAUCUGUUUUGCCCUUGCAGUCAUUGCAUUCUCAAUCGAGAUACUCCGCUUCAACUUUGUGCGAGGAAUUGGAGGCUUGCUCUUUGUUGUUGCUGCAUUCCAGAUCAUAGGCUUGGUCAUCUACCCAGUGAAAUUCACAGAAGAAAUUCCACUGACAGGAGAUAAUAUGUUUAGCUGGGCCUAUGGUUUUGGUUGGGCCAGCACUGUUGUUGUAAUAGGUUGUGCUUUCUUCUUCUGCUGCCUCCCCAACUGGGAAGAUGAAGUCCUGGGAAACAUCAAGCCUACUUAUUACUACUCCUCCCCAGAGAGAGCACCGUACUUAAAUUGAAACAUUAAAUCCAAGUACAAUCAACUGUCAAAACAACAGAGGAGCACCUCCAAUGUAAAAUCAGUACAUCUAUAGGAGACUGAAAAAGCCUACCUUAUUUCUCCAGAGUAUUUUUUACCAGCCCUGGCAAUAAAUUAGUAAAAACAUUGGCAUUCUUAAGCAAAUAGCUUUUACCAAAAGUAUUAUUUCCAUAUUCUCAUGUUGAGUCUUUUUGGGUGGUUUACUUGCUCCUUUCCCUCCCAACUAAUUGAGUCAUCCUUAUUUUAUUCAAACAUUUGCUUAUGAAUAAAGAUGUAGUGUUUCAAGUGUAGAAAGGAACAGAGAUUUUAAACAACCCAUUAGAGGGACCUGCAAGUUAUUUUGUUUUUACCUAUGACAAAAUUGCUGUAAAUGGAACUAGAAGAAAAAAAAACCCAAACCUUCCAAAGAAUGCUUUUUCUUCCACCAAAGUCAGUCCCAAGGAAGGAACUUCCCUGAGACUAUCACAGUUACAUGCUGCCUAAGAACCUCUUCUCAUUCCUGUUACUGGACUGUUGUUGACUAUUAGCUAUUUGAAUUAAAGGGGGAAAAUAAAAAUUGAUUUUCCACCAAUUGGUGCUGUUGGAUAGAGAUCUUCUCUAAAGCACGGAGCUGGCAUGUAUAACUGACUAAUGUAAUACUGCUGUUUUUAUGGCCACUGCAGGACUUACGAUGGAGCCACAUAUAGUUUAAUAUACAUUGUCACAGAGAGAAUCAAUAAACUUUCAGCUGUUAAGCUACAUAUAUUUUUACAUGGCAUUUGAGGGAUGCUGAUUUAGAAAAUACCUUUGAGUAGAAACAUACACUGUUCUUUAUGACUGCCUUUUUAAAACUGCAAUGUUUUACUUAUCAGCUGUGCUUUGGAGGGAAAUCUUAGCAUAAGGUGUUGAAAACCUCCAAAAGUUUCUAAAGUGCACUGUAGGUACUCCAGAGUUUAAUAAACUUGGGGAUGCUUUGUGAGUCACUAGGGUUAACAUGUAAAAAUAGAAAAGCAGUUCUGGUAGCAAUCUACAUAUGCAGACUUCACACAGACCCAUGUCUUGGAGUAAUCUGUCUGGCUCAUAGCUUGUGUUUCUGGAGUCAGUGAUUUCCUGUAAAUAUUCCAGUGAAGCAGAGCUGUGUCUGUAUUGAUCAUGGACCUGAAGCAGCUUACAGCAGAUUUAAUUAUGGUCUAUAAUCUUUGUCAGAGCUUUCUUCACUGGGGAACAAGAAGCAAGAGGCUCAUUUGUUGAGCUCCUUUUCCAGCUAUGGGGGAAGUAGCUCUAACAGACAGAUUUCUGAGGCGAGUACACAGUACAGUGGAAAGCAAAUAAUAUAUGUUACUUGGAUUUAUUUCUUACUGUUGUGAACCCAGUACUUAGGAGAGUGUAAGUGUGUGUGGGUAUAUGUAUUCAUGCACAUGUACAGAAUAGAACUUACAAAGCAUUAAGCAGCAUACUGUAAAGCUGAAGUUAUUUAGAACUAAGCUUUUUCAGUGCCCAAUAUUUCUUGUAUUAUAUAUUGUAUAGCUUUCUGUUUUGUAACACCUUUUUAAAUUUGGUAAUUCUAUAUAUUGUGUGUGAUCCUGUUUUGGAAAGGAUGAGUGACUUCUGAAGGUCCCUUCCAGGCCUGUAUUCUGUAACUUUACAGAGUGUAAACAUCUGCAGACUUCAGAACUAUGUUACAAAGCUCAGUUGUGACAUAUACAAUCAACUGUAUUUAUGAUUCUUGCUGGAGGAGAAAAUCCUGACAUAUGUUUUUGGGUUUUUUUUUCUUCUCCUUUUCUGUACAGUACUAACUUGUGGGAAAUGCUGUGUGGACAUACCUGCAUCAUGAGUAAUGAUAGUACCUACUUUAUAGUGAGUUCAGGACACAGCAGAGUCUGGCAGAUCUUUGCACAGUUUAAGCUGAGAAGGAGAAAAGAUGUAAGAAAAUGGAUGCCCUUCCUAAUGAGAGGGAGGAUGGUAUGGUAAUAGGGUUCAGCAUAACUUAAGUCUUUUUGUAUGUUUUUUUUAUAAGCAUUGUCAUAACGUCAAAAAAGCACAAAUGUAAAAUAAAUUUUACUGAAUAUACUGGGAGGGGUAGAAGUAUAAUCAGCAUGUUGCACAAUUAAGGUGUUUGGGAGAAAGCUAUUGAAAGUAGUCAUUAAUUACUCUCAAGUGAUACUAAUGUAUGUGGCAAUCCUUUCAAAUGUGGUGGCUUAAUUAAAACUGUUUUAACUGAUGGUUGUAGAA